UGCAGCACCCAAAUUGGUACGUCCUCACGAACUUUCGCUUAUCCGCAAUUAGGUGUGUACUCCUUUUAUAAUACUUCCUGCUACGGUAUUUUUCCAGGACCCUAUUUUGUUGAAGGGGUACUCCAACUUCCAACAUUGGCGUUCAUGAUACAUAGUAUCACUUCUAACUUUGGCGCACCUUGGGUUGGUAUUCACGCUGGUGUAUCUUGUUUUUUUGUUUACAAGGACUUGG
Messenger RNA from Racocetra persica, 232 nucleotides. The record is from the annotation of a GenBank genome assembly. Lineage: Eukaryota; Fungi; Glomeromycota; Glomeromycetes; Diversisporales; Gigasporaceae.